Messenger RNA from Chara braunii, 2922 nucleotides. Lineage: Eukaryota; Viridiplantae; Streptophyta; Charophyceae; Charales; Characeae. The record is from the annotation of a GenBank genome assembly.
GCUGAGCGGACUGACGGAAUGCAGAGUGAAGGAAGGGCGCUCAGCGCGUUCAACAGGACUUGGGGCAUCGGUCCUAUUCCAGAAGCCCAGGUCUUAGGUUCUUGGCAGUUGCUGAAGGCCAGAAAUCAUGGCGACAUCUGCUGUGUCAAGAAUCUCCGCCUCAGUUCAUACUGCUGCUGCAGCUGAUGCUGCCUGUCUUCAGGCUCAUGGCAACAAGAGGAGGAAUGACUCUCUCUCAAUGAUAAGCAGUCUGCGGAGUUGUAGUCUGGCUGCUUCGCUGAAAGCGUCUCCUUGUGUCUGGACUUCUGCUCAGAGAGUUGGUACUGGAGCGACUCUGGUUGAGUGCUCUGCUCCAUUUGGCAGAGAUGUGGACAGGGCACAAGAAUCUGCGUGCAGACAGGUUGGUGUCGUCCGUGCCAUUACUCUCCCUAGUGGAGGAGCAACGGAGGCCCCUGUUCUCGACAGCGUUUCAGACAAGCGUAACAUGCCGCUUCCUGACUUGCCACUCGACGAAGCUGAUCCUGAGCUUCAUGCGAUCGUUGAGGCUGAGAAGAGGCGGCAGUUUUGCGGCUUGGAGCUGAUUGCAUCGGAGAACUUCACAUCUCGAGCAGUAAUGGAAGCCGUUGGAUCCUGUCUGACUAACAAGUACUCGGAGGGUCUUCCUGGAAAACGCUAUUAUGGAGGCAACGAGUUCAUCGAUCAGAGCGAGCGGCUGUGCCAAUCUCGAGCUCUUGCAGCGUUUGGGCUUGAUCCUGAGACGUGGGGAGUAAGCGUGCAGCCCCUGUCGGGGUCGCCUGCCAACUUCGCUGUCUAUACUGCGGUCCUCCAGCCGCACGACCGAAUCAUGGGGCUUGAUCUGCCACACGGAGGGCAUCUAUCUCACGGGUUCAUGACGGCAAAGAGGCGAGUAUCGGCGACUUCUGUGUAUUUUGAGUCAAUGCCGUACAGGCUUGACGAGACGACAGGUCUCAUUGACUAUGAUGCACUGGAGAAGACAGCUGCCCUGUUUCGUCCGAAGCUGAUCAUUGCCGGUGCAAGUGCGUACCCGAGAGAUUAUGACUACGAGCGUAUGCGGAAGAUUGCGGAUAGCGUAGGGGCGUACCUGAUGUCUGACAUGGCUCAUAUCAGUGGUCUGGUCGCUGCAGGGGUCGUUGCAUCCCCAUUUGAGUGUUCAGACAUUGUCACCACUACCACCCACAAGUCGCUACGUGGACCUAGAGGUGGCAUGAUCUUCUACAGGAAAGGUUCGGUCCUGGGUACCGACCUCGAGACUGCAAUCAAUAAUGCCGUGUUCCCGGGCUUGCAAGGAGGUCCUCACAACCACACGAUUGGCGCUCUUGCGGUCUGCUUGAAGCAGGCUGCGACAGAAGAAUUCCGUUCGUACCAGAUACAGGUGAAGGCCAAUUCCGCAGCCAUGGCGGAAAGACUGAUGGAACUGGGCUAUUCCCUUGUGUCAAAUGGCACAGACAACCACUUGAUACUAGUAGACCUCAGACCGCUCGGCGUUGACGGUGCAAGGGUGGAGAGAGUCCUGGAUCUUGCUUCUAUCACUCUUAAUAAGAACUCGGUGCCAGGCGACAAAAGUGCGAUGGUUCCCGGCGGGAUUCGCAUAGGCAGCCCGGCGCUGACAACCCGCGGCUUUUUGGAGGAGGAUUUCCAAAGGGUUGCCGAUUUCAUUGACGAAGGCGUGCAAAUUGCAGUCAAAGCAAAGGCAUCUGCACCCGGUCCUAAGGUCGCAGAUUUCCUUCAGUACAUCGAGAGGGAGGAUUGUCCUCAUCGUGCCGACAUACUUAGCCUCAGAGAGAGAGUGGAGGACUUUGCCAUGACCUUUCCCAUCCCUGGGGUUGGCACAGAUGGCCUGAGCAGAUGAUCUUGAGCCUGAGUUGUCUCCAGGGCUCGCUUCCUAUGUAUCGCCCUUAACUUACAUCGAGCCACUUUCUUUCAUUUUUCCUGCUCUUAAAAACGCUGCUGGUCUGCCAUUGGUCUUCCAAUCUGAACCUAUCUUGUCUUGUCUUAAAUCUCUCUCUCUCUCUCUCUCUCUCUCUCUCUCUCUCUCUCUCUCUCUCUCUCUCUCUCUCUCUCUCUCUCUCUCUCUCUCUCUCUCUCUNCUCUCUCUCUCUCUCUCUCUCUCUCUCUCUCUCUCCAGUCAGCAGAAAUAGUUCGUUAGUAAAGCCCCUCACACCUCGUGACAUGGGUCCUUUGAGUCACGGAAUGAAGAAUUGUUUCUGAGAUGGCUGUUGUUGUUUUUUGUUUUUCUUUUCUUGUUCUCUCUGUUUACUUGCUGUUGUUGUUUUUUGUUUUUCUUUUCUUUUUCUCUCUGUUUACUUUUUUGUUUUUGUUUUUGUUUUUGUUUUGGUCUCCUUUUUGAAGGAAACCUUUUUGACAGAGUGUUUGAUGUGUUCUUUUCUCUGUGCCGGUUGGUGGUGGUUGUGUAGCGUGUGUCUGGCAUGUAACGUACUCAAACGUGCACAUGCACCGCAAGAGAAAUGUGCAAGAAAAAAAAAACAAUUUACCAGCAUCACGUUGCUUCCUUUUUGUUUUUUUUCUUUUCUUUUCGCUUUUCGGUUUUCCCUUUUUCAUAGUAAGACCAAGGACUGCUGCCUGCAUGUAUCCGUCAUGGUAUUAAAGUAUAGAUAUGGUUUUUCGGGCUUUGUGGCACUUUUCCUGGAAGUUGACAAUGAUUAGGCUUUGCCUAGACUAUAUAGGGCGUGUCUAUAGGAGAGUUCAGUCCAUCCAAGGUCGGUGCUGUUAGAGUUGGGUGUGUGGUGAUUUGUUUGCGAAUUUCGGUGAGUGGAACCUGGUUGCUGGCAGGACAGGACUUCAACAUGGGCUUCUUCCUACACCUGGUCCAGUUGGUGGAGCAGAAGGAUGUGGGUGCACUUUUCUCCUUCGUUGUUUGCUCGAGUCGAAGCCAUGGUCUCC